Molecule: messenger RNA, 1291 nt
Organism: Coffea eugenioides
Lineage: Eukaryota; Viridiplantae; Streptophyta; Magnoliopsida; Gentianales; Rubiaceae
Product: short-chain dehydrogenase cctT
Exons: 3
Coding region: 198-1034 (278 amino acids)
Cellular component (GO): endoplasmic reticulum
Molecular function (GO): oxidoreductase activity
Source: RefSeq, a predicted model, not a curated record
GAACGCUGUUAUUGUCUAUCCAUAAUGCGUAAAUCCAUCCAACUUGCUGUCUGGCCGAUCUUCAACUGCAAACAACCUCCACGUCAACUACAAAGUUGCUUGCGCGGAAACUCCUGUCGGCUCCACCUCUUCACCUCAGAAUUCCACCGAUUCGCUUCUCAUUUUCUCCCUCAGUCAUACUCAAGAACAAGCCCAAAAUGGAAGAUCACCAGGGCAAGCAGGUGGUGCUACUAACAGGGUGUUCAGGAGGGGGAAUAGGCCACGCUCUAGCUCGAGCUUUUGCAGCCAAGAAUUGCCUAGUUGUGGCCACAGCUCGAUCGUUGUCCUCCAUGGCUGAUUUGUCAAAUGACCCUCGUUUCUUUCUUCAAGAACUUGAUAUUUUGUCUGAUCAAAGCGUGCAUCGUGUGGUUUCCAGUGUUAUUGAGAAGUUUGGACGGAUUGAUGUUGUUGUUAACAACGCUGGUGUUCAGUGCAUUGGCCCUCUUGCUGAGGUCCCUUUGUCUAAUGCUCAACAAACCUUCGAUACUAAUGUAUUUGGUACCAUGAGGUUGAUUCAAGCUGUAAUUCCUCAUAUGGAAUCUAGGAAGAAGGGAAAGAUUGUAAAUGUUGGAAGUGUUACUGUCCUUGGCCCUGGACCCUGGGCGGGUGUUUAUACUGCAUCCAAAGCUGCUCUACAUUCUUUAACCGACACUUUGAGAUUGGAACUUCGACCAUUUGGAAUUGAUGUAAUAAAUGUUGUCCCUGGGGCUGUGAAGUCCAAUAUAGGAAAUUCAGCUAUCGCGACUUACAUCAAAAUGCCAGAGUGGAAGUUAUACAAGCAAUUUGAAGAAUCAAUCAAAGCCAGAGCAUAUUUCUCACAAGGCCAGAAAGCAACCCCAGCAGAAGAGUUUGCAAAGAAGACAGUCAAUGAAGUUCUAAAGAAGAAUCCACCUGCUUGGUUUUCUGCAGGGCAGUACUCUACUAUAAUGGCGAUCAUGUAUCACCUGCCACUCUCUAUUAAAGAUUACAUUCUCCGAAAGGCUAUGAAGUGUUAAAUAGCGUAAAUUGAGAGAGACCAUUUUCUUUCCGUUAUCCUUUUACCAUAUUGCACUUUUCUCUACUCUUUGCCACCCAUUUGUCUUGUUUGAUGCAGAAAAGAUUAGGUAAUUGAUUUCCUCUCCAUAUGGCAUGCUUAAAGACAGUGCAGGCAUGUCAAUGCAAAUUAUCAUGCUAUGUAUGUAUAACCUAAUGUAUAUCCUUUAGUAAAAGUAAACAUAAAACGUUGUUGGUUAUUGGAAUUCCUUUUGUUUCU